GUGAACCCUGCGCCUGAACGCACCCAUUUCAGCCUCAGGCCACACGGAGACCGGAAACCCAGCGCUGGAGCUGCUUAUAUAAGCGCGUGGGCGCGCCACGCGGCCCCGCGCAGCUUAUCGCUGUGCGCAGCCUGCUCAGGGUUGAAAAGAACUACGUUUUCACCACUAUUUAGCGGGGGCGCCGACAACAACCCCCGCAGUUUCUUCCCAACGCGCACCAUGCCGCUACAAAAAGGCGGAAUGCCGCGCCUAUUCGCGCUAGUGCUGACCCUCGGCCUCGCCGCCCUUCUACUCUCGUGCAAAACCCGUCAGCAGCCACCAUCUCACGCCCGAUCGACCAAGCGCCCCGUCCCCGCCCAAUGUGCGGCGAUUCUCGCGCCACAGUCUCCCGCGUCGAGCUAUCCCGCGCACCGGCAGCAGUCCGACCGGUACGUGCGCGGCACGCGGCCUGUGCUGCUCCGGAACGCGACGCUAUGGACGGGGCGCGACGAGGGGCGCGAGGUCGUGCGCGGCGCGAGCGUGCUGCUCGACCGCGGGCUCGUCGUCGCGGUGCUGGCAGAGAUUCCCGACGCCGCGCGCCUGGCGGAGACGUGGGGCCUGCCUGCGGGGCUGCUGGAUGUGGUGGACGUGCACGGGAAGUGGGUCACGCCGGGGAUGGUCGACGCGCACUCGCAUCUGGGGGUGCGGAGCGCGCCGCAGCUCGUUGGCGCGUCGGACACCAAUUCGGUCAAGGCCCCGAUCCUUCCCUGGCUGCGGAGCGUGGAUGGCCUCAACACCCACGACGAUGCGUAUCGCCUGACCAUGUCGGGUGGUGUGACGACGGUGCAGGUUCUCCCUGGCAGUGCCAACAAUAUCGGCGGCCAGGCGUUCCUCAUGAAACUGCGACCGACGGCGGAACGAUCCACAUCGUCCAUGCUGCUCGAGCCUCCUGCAAACCUGCACAUCAACGACACCAACCUCGACAGCCGGCCGAGAUGGCGCCACAUGAAGCAUGCCUGCGGCGAAAAUCCCAUGCGACUGUACUCGCAAACGCGUAUGGAUGCCAGCUGGAACUUCCGGCAAGCGUACAACGAGGCCCGCAAGAUCCGCGAUGCACAAGACGCGUUUUGCGCCGCGGCCGAACAGGGAUUGUGGGAUGGAGAGACCGCGUUCCCUGAGAGUCUGCAGUGGGAAUCACUGGUCGAUGUUCUGAGAGGUCUCGUCAAGAUCUCGACCCACUGCUAUGAACCGGUGGACUUGGACUCUCUGAUCCGCCUAUCCAACGAAUUCAAGUUCCCAAUCGCGUCCAUUCAUCACUCGACUGGCACCUAUCUGGUCCCCGACCUGCUCAAGAAGGCCUGGGGAGGGCCUCCAACGAUCGCUGUCUUUGCAUCGGACUACAGACCCAAGCGCGAAACAUACCGGACCUCCGAGUUUGGCGCGCGGAUUUUGGCGGACAACAAUCUGACGGUGGUCAUCAAAUCCGACCACUUUGUGACAGACUCGCGGUUCCUGAUGUUCGAGGCGCAGCAAGCGUACUACUUUGGACUCAGCGGCGCGCUCACCCUAUCCGCUGUGACGACGAAAGCCGCCGCUUCUCUGGGAGUGGAAUGGCGCGUAGGAACAAUAGCAGAAGGCCGGCCAGGAUACGAUGCCGAUAUCGUUGUGUGGGACUCGCAUCCCUUGGUGCUCGGUGCGAUUCCAGAGCAGGUCUACAUCGACGGCAUCCCGCAGAUCGACACGCCGUUCCUGUCGCCCAAGUCCGAGGCUCUGCAGCAGGCGCCCAAGACGCCGAACUGGGACAAGGAGACGGCCGAGACGCUCGCGUCCGACGGGCUUCCGCCGCUCGAGGGUCGACUGACCAGCGGCCCGGUCAAAUUCAUCGGCGUGAAAAGCCUGUGGAGGAAGGACGCGAACGGCACCUGGGCUGAGCACGUCGCCGGUGACGAAUCCAGCUUCAGCGUGAUCGUAGAGGACGGUAAGGUAGUGUCACAGUGCAGUUCGGCCUGCGCGCUCGAUGCCGAGACCGUCGUCGACCUGGAAGGCGGGUCGCUCGCGCCCGGGCUGACCUCCUUCGGGUCGUAUCUCGGGUUGAGCGAGAUAGAAUUAGAGCCCUCGACGAUGGACGGGUGGGUGUUCGAUGAGCUGUCGCCUGACGCGCCGCCCCCGCGUGUCCUGGGCCACGCCGUCGUCCGCGCCGUCGAUGGGCUGCAGUUCGGCGGCCGCCACGCUCUACUCGCCUACCGGGCCGGCGUGACGAUGGGCAUCACCGCGCCCAUGGGCGACUUCACGCGCGGCCUCGGCGUCGCAUUCGACUUGGGGGCCAGCAACGCCGUCGACGCUGGAGCCGUCGUGCAGGCGGAGACGGCGCUGCACGUCGAGGUGACGCUGUCGUCGGGCCUCAGCGUCAGCACGCAGAUCGCCGCCCUGCGCCGCUCCCUGCGCAGCGGCGACGGGCCGUGGGCCCGGGUUAGGCAGGGUGAGAUCCCGGUGGUGGUCAUCGUGCACAGCGCGGAUGUGAUGGCGACGCUGCUGGAUCUCAAGCGCGAGAUCGAAGAGCGCACGGGGCGCGUCCUGCGCAUGACGUUCGCCGGGGCGCUCGAGGCGCACCUGCUCGCUAAAGAGAUCGCGCAGGCCGGGGUCAGUGUCGUCAUCGCCCCGGGGAAACCGUUCCCAGCCAUGUUCGAGAUGCGCAGGAGCAUCCCCGGCCCUCCGCUCACGCAGGACUCGUCGUUCACCAUCCUGCUCAAGCACGGCGUGAACGUCGGGAUCGGCAUCGAGCAGGUGUACCUCGCGCGCAGCGCCCGGUUUGACAUGUCCAUGACGCAGGUGAACUCCGCCGGGGUCAUCGAUCGCGCGACAGCGCUUGCGAUGGCGUCAACCAACGUCGACCGCGCGCUCGGCUUGGAAGCGGAGAGGCGCACGGAGGAGCUCGUUGCGUACCGCGGCGGCGGGCUGUUCGACAUGGCGAGCAAGGUCGUCGCUGUCGUUUCCGAGCGGCGUGGGACGGUGGUGCAGUUCUAG
This is a messenger RNA of Mycena citricolor, 3003 nucleotides long. Lineage: Eukaryota; Fungi; Basidiomycota; Agaricomycetes; Agaricales; Mycenaceae. The record is from the annotation of a GenBank genome assembly.